AUAUCCUAUGAGCGUCGUUUUCUCAAAGCAAAAAUUUUCACGCGGUUUAAUAGUUUCUUUUUGUUAUACCUUCGGCAUUGAUUGCAUUAAAUAAAUAAAUAUAUUGUCUAUUAGAUAAAUUGAUGCGUAUCCAGUAUGGAUUUGGCAAAUUUGGACAAAAUGAAGGUGGUCGAUCUGCGUAAUGAGUUACAGACGCGUGGCCUGGAUUACAAAGGUGUUAAAGCAGUGUUAAUUGAGCGUCUACGAGCACAUUUAGAAGGAGGGGAUGUUCCGCCAUCUCCUGGUACACCUGGCCGACGAAGUAGACGUACUAGAUCAAUGACAAGAUCUCCUUCGCCCUCACCUGUUAAAAAGGCAAGUGAUGUACUUGAGACUUUGGAAGAAGAAGAAGCAAAGGAUGAAAAGCUCGAGCUGUUACCGGACAAAAUCAUUCCUGAGACUGAAAAGGAGGAGAGUAGGUCUAAGGAGGUUGAGGAAGAAGAGGAGGAGGAAGAAAAGUCUACCCAUACUUCCAAAAAUGACUCUUAUGAUACACCUUCUAAUGGUGCAAAUGAAACUGAGGCUAUCCAAGAAGUGCAGGAAAAAAAUGAUUGCACUCCCAAUGUAGAAAUGGGUGAUGACAAUGCCGAUGGAACCCACGAAAAAGAGCUACAAAACGAUGUAGAAAUCGAUAAGGGAGAGCCCCUAAAAGAUAACGCAUGUGAAAAGAAGGAACUACAAGCAAAGGAGAAGGAGGUGGAUGCUUCCGAAUUUAAACGCAGAUCCCGCGACGAUUCAAAGUCAUCACGUUCUCGCUCACGGUCUCGUUCAAAUUCCAAAGCACGCUCACCUUCUAGAUCGCACUCGCCCAAACAACGCGUUGGUGCAAAGGCUGGGAGUCCGAAACCUGCAGAGGACACUUCUACCCCCGAAGAUGAGCCUACAAUUGAGGAUAAACAAUUUGGACUAAGUUGGUAUGACUCCGACUUACAUAUUCGUAUCGAUCCGGUUACCUUUGCUUCGGCAAAGCCCAUGAACCAUGAUAUAUACUCUUUAAUAUGGUCCGGUGCUAGGGCCAAUUACGGUGUGCGAGAAGGCAAAGUUUGUUACGAAGUCCGCUUAGCGGAAGAAUCCAAUAUGGGAAGGGAACAUGCAUUUCGAGAUGAGCCAUUUACAAAAGGAUUUCGCGUUGGAUUCUCAACACCUUCUUCAAACCUUUUGCUGGGGGAGUCUGAGAAUUCGUUUGCAUAUUGUGAAACCGGCCGAAAGGCUACCAAUGGAGAGUUUUCAGAUUUCGGUAAACCUUAUCAAUUAGACGACGUAAUCGGAUGCUAUUUAGACCUAGAAAGCAGUCCAUGUACAAUCAAGUAUACGCUCAAUGGCGAAGAUUUGGGUGUAGCAUUUGAAUUCGAUAAAAGUGUAUUGGGAAGUGACAAGGCAUUGUUUCCGCACAUUUUGACCAAAGGUUAUGAGUACCAAAUAAACUUUGCUGACACCGAUAACCUUUUGGUAAAUUUAGAACGCAAAGUGCGCAAAAGGCGCAAACCGAAAAAGGUUAAUGAGAAAAAAGAGGCAAACGAAAAAUCAGAUGAUAGUAAAAGUGCAAACCAAUCACAUAAAAGCGAUGGGGAUAACAAUGAAGAAGAUUGGGACAAAGAACAAACUGCUACUGGUGAGGAUAAAACUGAAACUGAAAAGAGCGAAGACAAAAAAGAGCCCAGCAAUGAACCACAAAUCGAAGAAAAAUUAUCGAAUCAGACAUCGAAGGAAGAAGUUUGUAACGCAGAAAUACCUCAAAAAGAUGAAAAAGAAUCAACCGGGGAAGAUAUAGAAAUGACGCAAGCUGCUGAGAAUAAGGAGUCUACGAAGGUUGACGAUAAAGAGGAAGACGGUGAGGCCACAAAACCUGCCGAAAUAGAAAAGAAAGACGAAGCUCAUUCCAAAGAGGAAGACUGCGGACCUUCGCCGUCUAAACGACAAAAAAUGGAUAAUGUUGAAGCAGAGGACGAGUAUGAAGAGAUUCAUCCUAUUCCCAGGGAAGUCAUGUCCCUACUGAGUGAUUACGAGUUAAUUGCUCUGAUUCCUGAGGAGAAGUACAUACAAGGCCCACAAAGGCCGGAAAGCCGCAAAGAUUGCGAAGUUAUUCUUAUGGUUGGUCUACCCGGAGCUGGAAAAACAACAUGGGUUUUAAACCACAUAAAGGAAAAUCCCGACAAGCGCUACUAUGUCAUAGGAUCGGAUGCCUUGAUCUCUAAAAUGACGGUUGACGGGGCUCCCCGAAAAGAUGUUCACAAAGGACGUUUUGACCGUAUAUACGAACUUUGUUUCAAUGUACUUACAUCUCUGGAGGAUAUUGCCGUUAAACGUCGUCGUAAUUUCAUUCUUGAUCAGGGGAAUGCGUAUGCCUCCGUUCAGCGACGUAAAAUGAAAGGUUUUGGAGAUUUUAAACGUAAAGCAGUUGUUUGUAUUCCCACUGAAGAUGAAUUGAAACGUCGUCGAGAUGAUAAGAAGGAAAAAGGACAUGCGUACUCUAUAAGAGAAUCAACUCUACACAGCUUCCAAGCUAAUUUUACGUUGCCAUCUUUAGAGUUUGGUUGGUUCGACGAAAUAAUCUUUACCGACUUAAGUGGCGACGAGGCUAAGGAGGAGGUAAAGAAGUAUAACGAGAAGGGUAAAAAGGCGUCCAAGCGCGACAAGCGGGAGCGGCGCGAUAAUUAUGGUAACGACAAUCGUCGCCGUUAUGAUGAUCGCAGGCGUUAUGAUAAUCGCUGGAAUGACAGACGUGCAGGCGGUGGUGGCGGAGGUGGUGGUUAUAACAGCGGUAACAGAUAUGGUGGAGGCGGUGGUAACAGAGGCUAUGGCGGUGGUGGUGGUGGCGGUUAUGACCGCAGUUACGAUCAACGGCGCUACAGCAGUGGGGGACCACAAAACUGGAUGCAGAAUAGCCGAAACCGGUAUGAUGACCGCAAUAGCAAUCGGUAUAGCACCGGGGGCAAUCGUUACGAUUCAUAUAGCGGCGGUUCACGCGAUUAUCGAAGUGGCGGUGACAGCAGAGACUACCGGGAUAGAAACAGAGGAGCAGGUGGAGGUAGUGGUCGUGAUAGUCAUCGCUCAGGUGGCAGCACAAAUCAACGGGAUUUUCGGCAUGGCCACCGCGGCGAAGAUAGUCGCGGUGGCUCAAGCAAAGCCGGUUCUUCUAACUUCAAGAAUGCGGCAAGUGGAAGCAAUUCAACAAGCUACGACAAGUACAACAAAAAUAAUUCUAACUCACAAGCUUCAGCAAAAUACAACACUUACCAGCAACAGCACCAUCAAACUCAAUCCCAUAGUUGGCAACAGUACAAUCCGCAGCCCUCUGCCGCAUCCGGGCAACAGCAAUAUUGGAAUUACGAUAUGCAAGGAUACGGAGAUAAUCAACAAUGGCAAACAAUGGAUCCCCAACAACAACAGCAGUGGAUGUCGUGGUGGCAGCAACAAGGUGGCACUGGUACUGGGGAAACUGUGGACCCCAACCAAUAUUGGUCACAAUAUUGCUACACCACUCCGGACGCGUCAGCGGAUUCAAAUAAGAAAUAAAUGAAACCAUCCCACUUUUUAUGUUAUUUUAAACAUCGCAGUACAAUAUAUAUUUCAAAAUAAAUUCCCAAACCGAUCUUCACCAUACAAAACUA
This is a messenger RNA of Stomoxys calcitrans (stable fly), 3650 nucleotides long. Its product is annotated as heterogeneous nuclear ribonucleoprotein U-like protein 1. NCBI's taxonomy places the organism in Eukaryota, Metazoa, Arthropoda, Insecta, Diptera, Muscidae. The coding region runs from base 136 to 3555 and encodes 1139 amino acids. Gene Ontology annotation, molecular function: protein binding. The record is from RefSeq and is a predicted model, not a curated record. The transcript has 10 exons.